GAAUGACACGCGGCAGUGGAAAGUAAUUUUCCAUAUUCGCAUCCCUAAUCUCAUCACUGUGAUCGCAACCACACGCCGCCGUCUGCUCUUUCCUUCCGCCGCCGCCGCUCGCCGCCGCUCGCCGCUCGCCGCUCGCCGCCGCGCGCCUCCAUUCCCUUUCUUCUGCGCUCCACACUAUGAACAGGUCUUAAUUGUGCAAACUCCAGAGGCUGCUCUUGGAAAAGGGCGGGGUUGUUCGUCCGCACUAUGAAGCUUACGUGCCUUAGCAUGGGCCGUGGGCUCUACUGCCCUCCUUGCCACAUGCUCGAGCUUUGUGGGUUCCGCGUCCUCCUCGAGUGUCCUCUCGAUCUCUCCGCCCUCACUGUCUUCGCCCCGGUCAUCCCCAACUCCGCAACCGACCUCAUUCGCGCUGUCCCCUGGUAUAAGACCGUCAAAAGCCUCCACCUUUGGGAUCCCUCUCUCAUUGACUUUGUUCUCAUAUCCACCCCCUACGCUAUGCUUGGCCUUCCGUUCCUCACCCGCCUGCGUGACUUCUCUGGCAAGAUUUAUGCUACAGAGGCGGUGGUGAGGAUAGGGUGCCUUAUGAUGGAAGAACUUGUGUCUAUGCAUGCAGAGUAUAAUCAGUUUUAUGGUCCAGAUGAGAGGCCUGGUUGUCCUGGAUGGAUGGAAUGGGAAGAGCUCGAGAAGCUUUCGUUGGAAUUGAGAGAUAUUGUUAUGGGGAAAGAUGGGGAGGAGCUGGGGUCUUGGAUGCCAUUGUACAGUGCUACAGAUGUAAAAGAAUGCAUGCUAAAGAUCCACUUUCUAAGGUAUGGUGAAGAAGCUUGCUACAAUAGCACCUUAAUCCUGAAAUCGUUCAGUUCUGGUUUGGAAAUCGGUAGUUCCAAUUGGAUGAUAAAUGGGCCAAGAAGAAAUUUUACUUAUUUGUCAAGCUCCAUAUUCAAGUCUGCACAUGCAAUGGGUUUUGAUUACUAUUCCCUUCGAGGGAAUGAUUUGAUCUUGUUUUCAGAUUUAUCUGUGGAAGUGAUGCAUGAUGGGCCUAAUGAUGCUAAUGGAUGUAAAAUUUAUAAUGAGACAGUGGUGGAAGAUCCUCUUCCUUAUCAUAUUUCAGCUGUUGGGGCCAACUGUGCUAGUGAUCAAGAUUUAGUCAAAUGCUUGCUUGAAAAUGAUGAAAUUUUGGAGGAGUCAGACAAAAUCGCUUUCAUAUGUUCUUGUGUCUUGGAUUCUUUAAAUGAAGGUGGCUCUGUUUUAAUCCCUAUUGGUCGAAUUGGCAUAGUACAUUUCCUUUUGGAGAAAAUAUGGCAGUAUCUGGAAUUGUCAAAUAUGAUGGUUCCAAUAUUCAUGAUUUCUACUAUUUCAGAGGAGAUAUUAGCAUCUAUGAAUGCUAUGCCUGAAUGGCUUUGUGAAGAACGCCAGCUAAAGUUGUUCUCGGGCGAGCCAUUGUUUGGCCAUAUAGAGCUAGUUAAAGAAAAGAAGCUUUAUCUUUUUCCAGUCCUGAACUCAUCUAAGCUAUCGUAUGGCAUCUAUCACAAUUCUCUAUGCCUUGUGUCCCCUUAGAGUGUUUGCUGGCGUAUCACAGAGCUCACAGCAUAUAAAAUCCUGGCCGAUCUUUCUGAGAUAUUCUCCUUUUUUUUUUUUAAUUCAAAGCUGAUAAGGUCAAGUUGUGCCCUCCCUUAAAUUGUACCCAUGAUUUUUUUCUUGUUUUUAUCUUUUAUUAUUUAGGUGACAUGGUUGUCAGCAGAUAUAAUACUUUUUUAUGUUUUGUGGUUACAUAAAUUGGUUGUCAUUUAGGCGACAUGGCCGUCUUUCAUUUUUAUGAUUUUAUGACCGGAUUUUGGACACACUCUUGUUUCAACACUGUUACACUUUCUUGGCAACUGAAAUUAUUUGAUUUUAUGUGCCAAAUUACGAUUUUGGCAACCAUGGUCAUCAGUGUGUUGCUAUUUUACCAUCCAUAUCAGUCGGCAGCAUUGCAUACCUUACUCAUCUUUACUUUUAGUGUUAUUAGUUAGAUUGCUUAUGGCACUUUUCAUCAGUUGAUAUAUACUGAUCAUGUUUCCUGUUCUUACAUGAGUAAUGAUCAAGUUCCUUUUUCUUUUAUUCUGAUUCAUAAUGAAUGGUAUAAAAAGUCAUUCCAUCUCUGAUCAGACUUUCUAGUGAUAAUGUGUGUGUGUGUUUUCUAUUGUGUUAAACAGUGGUUUUCAUUAAUGAUGUAAGACUCACCUCCCUCUCUGUGGCAAUUCCUUAUGUUUGCCUUGGUUUAUGUUCUCCUGCACCAUGGAUUACUUCAGAUCUGCAUAUUUUCUUUUCUCAACCAUAGCUAAUUUUCUCCCUACUUC
This is a messenger RNA of Dioscorea cayenensis subsp. rotundata (Guinea yam), 2336 nucleotides long. RefSeq names its product integrator complex subunit 9 homolog. Gene Ontology annotation, biological process: snRNA processing. NCBI's taxonomy places the organism in Eukaryota, Viridiplantae, Streptophyta, Magnoliopsida, Dioscoreales, Dioscoreaceae. Gene Ontology annotation, cellular component: integrator complex. The record is from RefSeq and is a predicted model, not a curated record. The transcript has 8 exons. The coding region runs from base 247 to 1554 and encodes 435 amino acids.